Messenger RNA from Purpureocillium takamizusanense, 2537 nucleotides. RefSeq names its product Non-specific serine/threonine protein kinase. Gene Ontology annotation, biological process: protein phosphorylation. NCBI's taxonomy places the organism in Eukaryota, Fungi, Ascomycota, Sordariomycetes, Hypocreales, Ophiocordycipitaceae. The transcript has a single exon. Gene Ontology annotation, molecular function: ATP binding; protein serine/threonine kinase activity. The coding region runs from base 554 to 2107 and encodes 517 amino acids. The record is from RefSeq and is a predicted model, not a curated record.
CAAUAAAAUGGCUCCCGUUGGCUCUCCACACCCACCCUUCCCUCCUCUCCUCCGCUUCCCUUUUUCCCGCCCUUGCACACCUCACCUGCUGGUGCAGACACUCAAAAACUUUCCCAAACCCAGCCAUCACAACCCGCGAGACGCCCUCACCGGAGACCCCCCCCCCAAAAAAAAGACCGACAGAAUCGUCACUGUCAGAGACCGCUCCCCGCAAACGAUCCCGACAUCCAAUGCAUAUACAAAAACCGUUCCAUAUGCGAACCUCGUUCUUCAAGUACCAGAUGCGUGUGGCCAGCAGCCACGAGACCCAGCUUCCCUUCGAGUCCGAGCAGCGCGCAGAUCCGGAGCGCCGACGGGGCUCAACCUGACUGCCUCAGCUUCAGCCGUGGCCUGAUUGAGGCCUGACCUUUGGAGGGCUCGACGAGGUAGCGAGACGGUCGUUGUCUUUUGUAGUCGAGCCGUUUCCAGUUUCACGAUAUACCACCACCACACCUAUACACACACACACACACACUUUUCGUCCAUCGCCUGCCGCCGACGGCCCGCACGCAUCAUGAUAAACCCGGCGCCCGCUGCGCGCAACACGGUGCGCGGCUUCCAAGCAACGCCUGUCGCAUCGGGCGAUGAGGACUCCGACUACGGCGCCUGCGAGACGCCUCGCCAGGGUGCCCGUCGCGGUCGCCCGAAUCGCAUCGACGAUGUCGUGAGCGCCCACUGCAGCCCCGUCCUGCGCGGCGCCCCGUCUCCCGGCGUGUCGGGCAUCGCCAAGCUGCGCAUGCAGAUGGAGCCCCUAAACCUCGACGGCUCGUCGCGCUCUAGCUCCGCAGUCCGCAACGGAGGCCGCUCCGGCUUGCGCAGCGCUGCCGACAGUCCGCGCUCUGCCAGCCGCGACGGCACCCGCAGCGAGGCUGGCAGCGAGAGCUCGGAGAACGGCUCGACCAGCUACGAGGUCAACCUGGAACACGACUUUGUGAGCGAGAGCGUGCGCGACCGCUCCGUCCUGCUCGAGACGCUCGAGGGCGGCCUCAACCCGCGCCGCAAGAUGACAUCGGAGGAGUUUGAGCCGCUACGCUGCCUGGGCAAGGGCACCUACGGCACCGUCCUGCUGGUCAAGCAGCGCGCCACGGGCCGGCUCUACGCGCAAAAGCAGUUCAAGAAGGCGUCGCUUGUCGUGCAUAAGAAGCUCAUCGAGCAGACCAAGACGGAGCGCCAGAUUCUCGAGUCGGUCAACAGGCACCCCUUUGUGGUCAAGCUCUUCUACGCGUUCCAGGACCUGGAGAAGCUGUAUCUCAUCCUCGAGUACGGCCAGGGCGGCGAGCUCUUCACGCACCUCAACACGGAGAAGAUGUUCUCGGAGACGGUGGCCGCCUUCUACAUGGCCGAGAUGCUGCUCGCCAUCUCCCACCUGCACAACGACCUGGGCGUCGUGUACCGCGACCUCAAGCCCGAGAACUGCCUCCUCGACGCCGACGGCCACCUCUUGCUCACCGACUUUGGUCUGUCCAAGGUGGCGGUGGAGCAGUCGGAGAGCUGCAACUCGAUCCUCGGCACCGUCGAAUACAUGGCGCCCGAAGUCAUUCUCGGCAAGAAGUACGGCAGGGCAGUGGACUGGUGGUCCUUUGGCGCCCUCGGCUACGACCUCAUGACGGGCAAUCCGCCGUUCCGGGGCGGCAAUCACGCCAAGAUCCAGGACAACAUUGUUAGGCAGAAGCUCGUGCUGCCAUACUUUCUGAGCCCAGACGCAAAGGACCUGCUGACGCGCCUCCUGCGCAAGGAGCCGCAGAAGCGCCUCGGGGCCGUCAUGCCGCGCGACCUGCAGACGCUCAAGAAGCACCGCUUCUUCCGCAAGAUCGACUGGCGUAAGCUCGAGGCGCGGGAGCUGGAGCCCCCGAUCCAGCCCAUGAUCACGGACCCGGAGCUCGCCGAGAACUUUGCGCCCGAGUUUACGGAGCUGGCACUGAGCCCCGUAGUGACGGCCAAGGACGCCUGGGCCGUUGGCGGCGCCCCAGCCUCGGGUCACAAGGAUGACGUGUUUGGCGGCUUCAGCUUUGUGGCGUCGUCGAGCCUGCUCGAGAGCAAUGCCUUUCCCGUGGCCAACGGGGUUUGAUGCUUUACUGGCGGCUUUUGUCGCUUGCUUUUUGUCGUUUUUGAGCGUUCGAAUAGCGUUAUAAAAGCCUUGAUUUUGAGGGUUUCGUAUGCAUGGUUUCAGUGUGUCACAACGAGGAGAGAGGGCCAGACGGCGACGAUCGUGGCGUGUUGUUCGACAUCGGGCCGCCAUGUGUGGAAAGCAUUGAUCGGCCUUUGGGCACGCUCCGUCUCCUGGCCCAUCGGCAUGGCCUCCGCAUAUCACCUUGCUCCAGGAGUCUAAUAUAGAGGCACAUAUAUAUAAGAGGCGACGGCUCAGUCCCUCAGGCUGCUCUGGCCGGAGACGGGGCGGCCUGUAGUUUCGUGGUAGACAGACCAUAGUAGUGGUGGUGGUCGGGGGGCAGAACUCUUUCUCGGGACCGGAACGCCGUAGAUGAAUGCGAAAUCGUACU